UUCUCAUUACAGCAAUAGGGAAAAUGAGUCCUCACCAAAAUACCCAACCAAGAUUGCCAGAGCGGGGCAUUACUUGAAGAUGACCUUCUUACUGGCCGGGUGGCUAUUCUUUACGCUGGUAUUCUUAAUGUACAACGAGAAGGAGGUAAUCGUCAGAUAUUCCACAGUCAACCCCGGGGAAGUUAAAAAUUACAUGCUAAACGUGUCAGACAGUCAACUGUCAGUACUAGUAAGGUUGUCAGGACCGUUUCUGACAGAACAGGCGCAGAACAAAAUGAACUUAACAGAUUUAGAAGAUUACAAGAAGAUGGUAGUUUGGCUCGAAAGGGUGACACAUGUGGGAAGUGUCAUGCAAGAGCCUAAUACGACUGAAGAGAUUUCAAAACCCUGGACAAUAAUCUUACAAGACAACGAUUUAGACUUUAGAGAGGGUGAACCGAGGUCGGCCAUUUUGAGCCUUAAAUUGAACUCGACCAAUCACAGCGCGUAUGUUUUACGUUUGCGUACAACAGCCAAUCAGAGCACGCCGUUCACUUUGAACUACAAGAUAAAUCCGCUAGAUGACAGCACUGGUGUCAUAUACGCUUGCAUCCUGCUUUUUGGGUUGUACGUGAUUAUUAUAUUUGAGGUAAUAUGUUUUAAAACUAAAGUUCAUAAAAGAUGAUGACUUUUUCAUACACAAGAAGUA
Messenger RNA from Melitaea cinxia (Glanville fritillary), 688 nucleotides. RefSeq lists its product as uncharacterized. Bases 80 to 664 code for a protein of 194 amino acids. The transcript has 4 exons. The record is from RefSeq and is a predicted model, not a curated record. Lineage: Eukaryota; Metazoa; Arthropoda; Insecta; Lepidoptera; Nymphalidae.